GGACUUUGGUUCCUUUUUCAGUUAAAAAUUAUUUUUGAACAGACGACCGUUACUCAGAUGUCUGUUUACUCCAUUUCCAAAUACCAAACAAGUAGGACCCAAUACCCAAUCAAAAAGGAGCAACCUUUUCAUUUGAAUUUCAAAUUCCAGUAAUGUAACGUUGCCAGUAAAAGAUUCUGUAACCAAACCCUUAUCUUAUUCUACUCAGAUCUCUGUGUUUCGUCUUCAACAGACAUGGGUGAAUCCACGUGUCUCAUCAAUUCUUUAUCCUUUGUUUCUACCAUGCCCCAUGAGUCCAAUAACCAUGGAAACCACGGAAAUGCUCUUGGAGAUUCUGUGUCCUUCGGGAAGUUCACAUCAGAGUCAUUAUCCUGGGAAAAAUGGUCAUCUUUUUCUCAUAAGCGAUACGUCGAAGAAGCCAAGAGUUACGCGCAGCCUGGAUCUGUGGCUGAGAAGAAGGCUUUCUUUGAAGCUCAUUACAAGAAAGUUGCUGCUCAGAAGGCCGCUGCAGCUGCCGCCGCAUUGCUUGAGCAAGAAAAGGCAAAAUCUGAAGCUGAAGAAAGAAUUCAUGGUACAAAUUAUCGUGCUCACGAUUCCAAACCAACAAUGCUGUUGAAAUCUCAUUAUUUACCAACAAGGACAUCGAACUUACAUGCUUCACAAACAACUCUGCACAUGAACUAUUUGCAACCGGUCGCGUCGAAUUUGAAAAUGGCCGUCAAUGAAGAACGUCAGAUCGUAUCUCGAGAUGCGAGUAAUGCAAAUGAUGCUACGCGUCAUAUGUCAACUGUCAAUCUGGUUGCACCUCAAACCGAUAAGACUUUAGUUGUUGCUGAGGAUCAACUUUCGGUUUCGGAGGAUAGUGGAACAUCUCAUAUGGAUAGACCGUUGUUGAAGUCAAAGUUGAACACAGACCAGGAGGUUUUGCAACCGAAGAUCAGGAGGAAACCGGCUACACCGUCUUUCAGGUCACCGUUAAUUGGCAAAAAACAGUCGAGAUUUCCAUCUUCACCAGGAAAAUAUAUGCACCCUCAGAAAGAAAAUAUAAAUAUGGUCACUCCAAGAACCAAAAACUCGACUGCAAUGGCGUCCAAUGAUAUAAAGAGAUCAGCCCCAAGAUCUUUGUACACGUUAAUGAAUUCUGGCUCUGUUAAAGAAUCAUGCAAAGUAAACUCGAUUGAUAGUACGAAACCCGCUCCCAUUGUUCAUUCCACACCCAAACGUUGUGCAACGCCUACAAUAACACCUUUAAAGGUUAAAAAUGGGGAGAACAAGCAACCUGUGGUAACCCCUUCAGUUAAAAAAAGGAUGGAAACGCCUGUUCAUCCCUCGGCGGUUGGAAGCAAAACGCCUGGUCAAAAAUGGCAGAUAUUUUCAUCUGUUUCAAAGACGCUGAGUGCUUAUAAAAACAAGUUGCAAUCGCCAACCGUAUCGUCCCCGUUCACCUUGCGAACAGAGGAAAGAGCCGCACGAAGAAAACAGAAGCUUGAAGAGAAAUUUAAUGAGAAAGCAGCACCGAAAGUGCAGCAGCAAGCAACAUUGAAGGCUAAAGCAGAGACUGAAUUCAGAAGAUUCCGACAAAGCUUUUGCUUUAAAGCUCGACCGCUACCUAGCUUCUAUAACGAAAGAGAAACACCAGAGAGCCCAAUCAUUAAGACUCCUCGAGCAAAUAUGAAGUCUUUAACACCAGCAAGAAAACCUGAGUCAACAGUAUCACAACCCUCGUUGACCAAAAGGACUUCAAGAAGGCUUUGGAAAACUAAUGACAUAACUAGUCAUCCUCUCUCUUCAUUAGCAAGAAGGAUAAACCAUGAGAACGCAUGUCCAAAUAAUCAACGCUGUAUGGCUGCUAGUUGAGAUACCGGUCCGGUUUAUGUUGUAUAUUGAAGUACGACUCACAAAAUGAUCAUAACCAGUAGUUUUAGUUUGGCGGCCUUGUUUAUAUUAGAUAUUUGGAACAUAACAAGAUGAUCAAAAGCUUGCCAUUUUUUUCAUUUUGCCUCGUAAGUCCAGUCUAUAUUAGAAAUUUCCGUCACUGACUAAAGUGGUUGUUGGUCUAGUUUAUGAAUUGAAACAUGACAUGGUUUUGUAAACUGGGCCAGCUGGUUGGACCGCCAGCUGGUUAUGUUUGAACCGGUAUGAGCCCAUGUAUUAAUGCUCGAACCACUGCAAAGGUUGUUGACUCAGGUUUU
Messenger RNA from Helianthus annuus (common sunflower), 2192 nucleotides. RefSeq names its product protein WVD2-like 7. The record is from RefSeq and is a predicted model, not a curated record. The transcript is spliced from 9 exons. Lineage: Eukaryota; Viridiplantae; Streptophyta; Magnoliopsida; Asterales; Asteraceae. Bases 235 to 1857 code for a protein of 540 amino acids.